Molecule: messenger RNA, 924 nt
Organism: Stylophora pistillata
Lineage: Eukaryota; Metazoa; Cnidaria; Anthozoa; Scleractinia; Pocilloporidae
Source: RefSeq, a predicted model, not a curated record
UCGCUCCAGCUGAUAUGCACGAGGAGAAAAUAUGGCCUCGGAGGAAGCACACGGAAGUACCGAUGGUGAGAACAGAAAGAGACGGCUUUCACAAUACUUACCUUUUGAGGCGAUUGAAAUUCCCAAGUGGGGUAAAAAAGAAGAUAUUUCAAUCGAGGAGAUGAUAGCAGAAAUACUGAGUCAUGUUAAAAAGUGGGAAGAAAUGAAAGAUAGAUACGACGAAAAGUUAAUUAACAAAGUCCAAAAGGAGUUUCUUGUCGAAUUUAUUUUCCAUGUGAACAUGGAGGAGGAAAGUGGUUUUUCAACGUUUGAAGAAACUGAUGAAUUUUUAACACAUUUUUACGCAAGAGGCGGUAAUUCGCAACGCCGUCUCUCCAUGAGAGAACAAGAAACUCUGAACUUAGGGAACGCCUACGAACAUUUGUUAGCAAGAAUCAAUGGUGAAGAAGAACCGAGUGAUUACGGCCUUAUGGAAGUCAAUUUACUCAGAGAAACGCAUGAAAAGCUUAUGAAAGACAUUGAAAUUCCAGAAGGCUAUGCAAAACCAGGAAUAUUCAGCAACUGCUCUCGGAAAACUGAAUACAAAGGAGAAGAAUACGAGUAUGAAAAACCAGAGGACAUGGAAAGUGCAGUGUACAAGUUGUUAGACCAAUGCAAUAUUAUGUUCGAUCAUUGUAUCAAAGGUGGCCUCGAAGAUUCUGACGACUUGUACUGUUUGUUCAAAACCUGUGCCUGGUUUCUUUUUGAAUUUUUAGAUCUACAUCCAUUCUCAGAUGGGAAUGGAAGACUUUGUCGUAUUCUUAGCAGCUACAUGCUUUCAAAGUUUACUCCUUUUCCAACACCGAUGUACAAAGAGUGGACAAAUUCAUGUAAAGAAAACUACAAAGAUGCACUUGUUGCUGCACGGAAGUCUGACGACAGGCA